This is a messenger RNA of Laccaria bicolor S238N-H82, 441 nucleotides long. RefSeq lists its product as uncharacterized. The coding region runs from base 1 to 441 and encodes 146 amino acids. The record is from RefSeq and is a predicted model, not a curated record. Lineage: Eukaryota; Fungi; Basidiomycota; Agaricomycetes; Agaricales; Hydnangiaceae. The transcript has 7 exons.
AUGCCUGUCGUGGUGAGAACGGAGGAACGGGGUGGUGGGGCAUACGUACCCCUUGCCCAUGACGUUGCCACGUCAUGGGCGUUGUCCCUCGUCCUUGGUCUAUCGUUCCGCGCUGGGGGUGUCGUUGUCGUUAGUGUGGGCGUCGUGCAACGUAACGAUAUGGCACGCCCUCAACUAUCACUGACCCACACCAUAUGUAUAGCUUGUCUAUUUCCACUGGACUGGGACUGGACUCAGGAAAGUGGCUGGCAGUCCAGUGGGAGUCCAGUGGACUGGACUGGACUGGACUGGACUGGACUCCAGUGGACUGGGCAUUCUGCCAGCCAAUCUGGCCUGUCCACUGGAGUCCAUAUGGAUUACGUGGGGGAGGGUAAAGACCUCCACAGACCCUAUCCUGUUAUACAACAGCUCAAAGGUGUGCAAGGGUACAGUGGGAGAUAA